Messenger RNA from Durusdinium trenchii, 249 nucleotides. The record is from the annotation of a GenBank genome assembly. NCBI's taxonomy places the organism in Eukaryota, Dinophyceae, Suessiales, Symbiodiniaceae.
AUGCUGGUUGGGCGCAGCAUGGGGCGACACUAUGCGUGCCCAACAAUCUCGCCCAAGAAAACAUAUGAAGGUUAUUUGGGUGGUGCUGCAAUCACCUUACUGUAUGCAUCAGUCGUCCAUCGGUGGCCCAGUUUGAAUGUCAUCGUGGCCUACACCUUUGGUUGCAUCGGGGAUUUGUACUUCUCGGUGGUAAAACGCCGCCUGGGAAUCAAAGACUACUCGCGACUUCUAUCCUCCCAUGGUUUCUGA